CUUCAUUUUCAGAAAUUACCAAGAAGAAACGGAAUAAAAGCAGGUAAAUAGCCCACCAGAGAACCAGAAAUUACGUUCAUUCGAAAGACCUACUGCCAUUUGUGCGUGAAGUGACAGAUGACAAUAAUUUUGGAGGGAAUUCGUAAUUCGACAUUUUUAACGGUUUAUUUGUUUGGUUUCAUGGUGUCCCUUUAAAUCGUGUUACGACAUAUUUUAUAUUUUUAAACAAAAUCAUAAAUAUUAUGGCUCAGCCGUCAGUAGCAGCCUAUUUCACUACGAGAAAACGCGUGGCGAUUGAUGAACUCAAAACUAAUAGGGCUAGGAAAGUCUUGAUAGUGGAUGAAGGGGAAGGAAGGUUGUCUGCAAAAAGAAGUGUUGAGAAUGAAGGAUCCGAAAACAAAAAAAUUGAAAUUAAAGAGCAUUCAGAAGAAUCCAGUGAGGUUGAAAAAGUAGUGCCCAACAAAAUCGUUACCAAAACUGAGAGAACCCAAAUGACUAGAAAAAAAAGUGCAUCAAGACGAAGACCAAGUGCAACAGUUAAAGGUCAACAAGAUAUACAUACUUUUGUAAAUUUAGUACCUGUAAGUGAGGAAAUUUCUGGGCAGACAGGUUCAGAUAUCAACCAUGUGACUCCACCCUCGUCUCCUAUGAAAAUACGAAAUGGAAUGGAUAAAGUGCAUGAAAAGCCUAAAGAUGCUUCCUUGAACUCAAUGAAGCUGAAGUUAGGUAGGAGUUCUAGAUUAGCUGAAUUGAAAGCAUCAUUAUCUAGAUUUGGUGAUCUUCAAAACAAACUGAAGGAAGUGGAGAAGGUUACAUCGAAAAUUUCUGUUAAUCCCCCACAAAGUCCUAAACUUCAGAACUUCAAAGCCAUUGAACUAGAAGUUCAGCUAAGUCCCCAGAAAAUCGUGUCUCCUCAAAAAUUGUAUCUUAGCCCAAAGAAAGAUUUGACUGCUAGGAAGAACCUUCUUAAUCUACUGAGUCCUACUAAGAACACAGUUGCUUAUAGCAAGAGUCCUUCUAAAACUAUUGAAGAUGAAACUUCUAAGCCAGCCCUGACACUUCCAUUCAAGUAUCGUUAUGUGGCAGAAAUGUUUAGAGCUAUUGACACAGUCAGUCAACUUUUGUAUAACAGGAAAGAAACUAUAACAUUGUCAAAAUUAAAACCUGCAGUUGAGAAUAUGACUAAGAGAAAUCUUUCAAAUCGUUGUUUGGCUCAGAUCAAGAAAAUUUAUCCUGAAGCAUUCAAGUAUCAUCAGGAGAAAUUGAGGGUAUUUGGGAGUGGUAAACGAGAGGAAAAAUGGGAAUUGGUGAUAACACCUCUGAUUGGAGGUGCUGAUCACAUAAAUUCUGACACUUUAUUGGCUAGGCGAAGAGUUUUAUUCAGUAUUUUACUGGAUAAAGUUAAAGACUAUCACCAUGAAUUCCUCAUGUCUCUAGAGCCUCCGAUGGUAAUUCCUAAGAAUCAGGUUAAGAGAUGGCAUCCUGAAUUCGAUAUUGAAAGAGUUCCUGAUAUCGAGGAGGAUAAUUUACCAGAACCACCAGUGGAAAUGAAGAUGACCUCAGGACAAGAUGUAUUGGAGAAAGCUCGAGAAAUGUUCGGCUGUAACGCUAGAAUGGAACAAGCCCUUGAGAGAUUGAAAGCUAAGAAGGAAGAGAAGGCUACAGAAACAAUCCCAGACAACACUCCUCCUCCUUCAAUUUUGAAAGGCAUUCCUAAAUCCUUAUUGGAAAAAGUGCGGCAACGUCAAGCCGCGAAAGCGUUGAUCUCCAUGACUAGAUCAGUGGACAAGGAGCAAGAACUGAAAAUUUAUUCAAGACUGCCAGAACUCGCGAGACUAACAAAAAAUCUUUUCGUUUCGGAAAAGAAGAGUGUUUUGAAAAUGGACGAUGUUGUUGAAAAGUUGGGCAAUUGUUAUAGAAUAAGCUUGACGAAAACAGAGAUGGAAGAACACAUCAAACUGUUGGUUAAAGAAUUACCUGAGUGGUUGGUUCUUCAUCAGUCCCUUAGUAAAGUGUGGUUUUUGAAACAGUUGAACAGAGAUGCUGAUGUGAACCUUAUGAGGAAUAAAUUGGAAAUGAUUCUGAAGGCAAAAAGUGAUCAGUGCAGUGCUUAGUCGUCUUAGUAUUAAUUUAAAAAGCCAGUUUCUUUAAAGUGUGUGAAUUUUGACUGCCCCUUUUUUUAACAGUGUCGACCUCCAUGAGGUGAAUUAAAAAAUAAUUACAAACUAAUGUUUGAUAUUGAUAUUUUAGUUCGAUGAAAAUUAAUUGACCAUUACUCAAAAUAUGAGCCGAGCCAAAGAAUCAUAUUUUCUAGCAAUAGAUAAAACCAGAUUAAUAAUCAUAGUAUAAUUUAUCUUGAAGAGAGGAAUUUUUCAUUCUUCCAUAAAUUUGAAUUUUUAUGUUAUGAUAAGGGCUACUUAUUUUGAAAACAUAUUUAAUUAGUAAGAUUUGGUCUGAGAAAUUCGUAAAAUACAGUCCAUAAUAUAUAAA
Molecule: messenger RNA, 2490 nt
Organism: Coccinella septempunctata (seven-spotted ladybird)
Lineage: Eukaryota; Metazoa; Arthropoda; Insecta; Coleoptera; Coccinellidae
Product: DNA replication factor Cdt1
Exons: 2
Coding region: 243-2114 (623 amino acids)
Biological process (GO): mitotic cell cycle; DNA replication preinitiation complex assembly; DNA replication checkpoint signaling
Cellular component (GO): nucleus
Molecular function (GO): DNA polymerase binding; DNA binding
Source: RefSeq, a predicted model, not a curated record